AUGGGAGAUGUGAUCAAGUGCACAAGAUUUCUUUGCCGAGCUGAUGAUUUAGUUUCAUUACCUGACGAGCCAGUAGAGAUCCCACAAAUUCCUCUUGUUUCACUUGUAUAUCGUAGUGGUGCUCUUUUGGAUGUAUUUGGAGAGAAAACAAAUGAACAACAUAUGGUAAAUGCUCUUCAACAAACUAUUCGUCAAUGGAAAGAUCAAGGAAUACCAGUUGACUUUUGUGAUUUCACAGCAUAUCCGAAGUUAGAUGCAUCCCCGACUAAAUAUAUCGUCUUCUUGGAAUUGUCUGAGGAAGACGAAUGCAAAAUUGGUGAAGAAAAAAUUCAAAUUCUCAAGAAUAGCUCUAGUAAAUUAGUCGAAGAACAACUUGUCAUAGCGAACAAUGUUUAUGAAAAAGUUCGAUAUUUUGGAGUUCUUGGUCCACUUGAUUGUAUUCUUGUUCGAACUAGGACAUUUUCGACAUUUUUGCAGAAAUUCUUGUGGAAUGAUCGUGUCAAUCCUUUGCAAGUCAAACCUCAUCGAAUUUUGAAGAAUGAAGAUCAUAUUCAAUUCUUUUUUGACCAUCAAGUUGAUAUAUCAUUGUCCUAA
Rotaria sp. Silwood2 is the source of this 594-nucleotide messenger RNA. The record is from the annotation of a GenBank genome assembly. NCBI's taxonomy places the organism in Eukaryota, Metazoa, Rotifera, Eurotatoria, Philodinida, Philodinidae.